AUGGGUGUUACAGUUCAAGACAUAUGUUUUGCCUUUUUGCAAAACUACUACGAAAGAAUGAGAACUGACCCUUCUAAAUUAGCAUAUUUUUAUGCAAGUACAGCUGAGUUAACGCAUACUAAUUACCAGUCCAAGUCAACAAACGAAAAGGAUGACGUUCUUCCAACGGUAAAAGUUACUGGACGUGAAAACAUUAACAAGUUCUUUUCCAGAAAUGAUGGCAAAGUUAGGAGUUUGAAACUAAAGUUAGACACGAUAGAUUUCCAGUACACUGGACAUUUGCACAAAAGCAUUCUGAUUAUAGCCACGGGUGAAAUGUUUUGGACAGGGACCCCGGUUUACAAGUUUUGUCAAACGUUUAUCCUGCUACCAUCCAGUAAUGGGUCUACAUUUGACAUCACCAAUGAUAUAAUAAGAUUUAUUCCUAAUUCAUCCAAGCCCUAUGUUCCAAUAGAUGGUUCUUUGUCACAACCUAAUGAGGAGAACUCUGUAAGUGCUGUUGAAGAAGACAAAAUAAGGCAUGAAUCCGGAGCUGAAAAAGAAAAGGAGAAGGAAAAAUCACCGGAAAUAACAAAACCAAAGGUUAAAAAGGAAACUGUCAAAGAAACAACUGGGCAAACUGAAUCGCUAAAUCAGGAAAACCCAAUUAUCGAUCAUAACCAACCUCAUGCUAUACCCGUCACCAAAGAUUCCAAGAUCCACAUCGAAACUGUACCAUCUAAUACCAAGGGCAACUACAAACAAGAUGAGUCCUCUACACAAGAGUUAGGGAACGUUGCCAAACUAAAUGAAAAAUCUUUGAAAACUGAAAAGAAGACUGUACCAAUCAAAACGAAAGAAGGUUCUGUUGAGGUCAUAAAUACAGUCGGUAACUCUUCUCUGCCCAACGGUAAAGAAGUUAGUGACGAAGCACCGGUACUGGGAGGCGCAAAGGAAGCUGAAAUUGAAGUUAAGCCAAUAGAGCCCCAUGUUUCAGAUGUUAAAGAACCUAACGGGAAUGCUCCAACACCUUCACCUUCUCCAGAACCCGUUGCGAAUCCGCCUAAGAUGACAUGGGCCUCGAAGUUGAUGAAUGAAAACUCCGACAGGAUUAGCAAAAGUAGUACUACAGUUGAAUACAUCAGAUCUGAAACACUACCCAAGAAACCGACUGAAAGGAAAUUUGAAAUGGGGAAUCGGAGAGACAACGUUAGUGCUAACAACAAAAAUAAGAAAAAACCAGUAUUCAGUACCGUUAACAAGGAUGGAUUUUAUCCAAUCUAUAUUAGAGGAACGAAUGGCUUGAGAGAAGAAAAACUGAGAAGUGCCCUAGAAAAAGAAUUUGGUAAAGUCAUGAGGAUAACGGCGGCAGACAAUUUUGCCGUCGUUGAUUUCGAAACUCAGAAGAGCCAAAUGGAUGCUUUAGAGAAAAAGAAAAAGUUAAUUGACGGUAUUGAAGUAUGCUUAGAAAGGAAAACAGUAAAGAAACCUACUGGCAAUAACCCUCCUGGCAUAUUCACUAAUGGAACACGUUCUCACAGAAAGCAGCCACUCAAAAGAAAGGACUAA
Saccharomyces paradoxus is the source of this 1548-nucleotide messenger RNA. It is a transcript of the gene BRE5, whose product is annotated as Bre5p. Gene Ontology annotation, cellular component: cytosol; ribonucleoprotein complex; Ubp3-Bre5 deubiquitination complex. The record is from RefSeq and is a predicted model, not a curated record. Lineage: Eukaryota; Fungi; Ascomycota; Saccharomycetes; Saccharomycetales; Saccharomycetaceae. Gene Ontology annotation, biological process: protein deubiquitination; ribophagy. Gene Ontology annotation, molecular function: mRNA binding. The transcript has a single exon. Bases 1 to 1548 code for a protein of 515 amino acids.